UAUCUUUUGUUCCAAUCUCAUCCUCCUUCUUCUUCUCAAUUUCAAACUUCACUUCGAGAUAAAUUAAUGCUCUUUAUAUGACCAUUAUAUUGUAGAGCAUAUAGUUGCACUUUUGAUAAAAGAUUUUAUAUAUAACAUCAGUGUCCGAGUCAAUUUUCACUUUUCGACUAAAUAUUGUGCUAUCUCCCAUCCGUACAGGUACCAGUACUUAGGCUUAGAAAGACGGGAAGAAAUCUGUCAUUUUGCACACAUUCAAUUAUUUCACCGAGUACCUUUAACUUCCCGCCAGGCCAGUGCAAUUUGUGGUGAAUUCUGUUUUUGCAAGUCUCUUCUUAAGAUAAGCAGCUAUGACUAUUGCUGAUUCAAGCAGUAUUCCAAAUCCAACCAGGCUAGAGGGAAAAUAUUGUGGAAUGGUGGUAUGUUGGAUUCUUGGACUUGGGUCACUUGUUUCUUGGAAUAGUAUGCUCACUAUUGGAGAUUACUAUUAUGAGCUAUUUCCGAAAUACCAUCCUUCAAGGGUGCUUACCCUCGUUUAUCAACCAUUUGCACUUGCGACAAUGGCAAUUCUUGCAUAUAAUGAGGCAAGAAUCAAUACAAGAAACCGCAACCUAACUGGAUUUACUCUUUUCUUCUUAAGCACAUUCGCACUCCUAGUGUUGGAUUUGGCCACAUCAGGAACCGGGGGUCUUGGAAAUUACAUCGGUAUAUGUGCUAUAGUCGCUAUUUUUGGAGUUGCAGAUGCUUUUGUUGAAGGUGGGAUUGUAGGAGAUUUAUCCUUCAUGUGCCCUGAAUUUAUCCAAUCAUAUUUUGCUGGUCUGGCUGCCUCUGGGGUGCUCACCUCUGCUUUAAGGCUAGUGACUAAAGCAGCUUUUGAAAGGGCUAGUAACGGUCUUCGCAAAGGAGUUAUGUUAUUCCUGGCUAUCUCCACGUUCAUUGAAUUUCUAUGUAUUCUUCUGUAUGCGUUCAUCUUUUCUAAGCUACCAAUCGUUAAGUACUACCGCACAAAGGCAGCAGCAGAGGGAUCAAAAACUGUUGCAGCAGACCUAGCCGCAGCAGGCAUCAAGUCUGAAGCAACCGAAAGAGCUGAUAAUAAUAACGCUAAACAAUUGGAGCGCCUGAGCAACAAACAACUGUUCUUUCAGAACGUCGAUUACUUAUUGGAUUUGUACUUGAUUUAUGUCCUGAGUUUGUCAAUUUUCCCUGGAUUCUUGUAUGAGAAUACUGGUUCCCACAAAUUAGGCUCAUGGUACCCUUUAGUCCUGAUAGCAGUCUACAAUAUGUUCGAUCUGAUAGCAAGGUACAUUCCACUGAUCGAAAAAAUCAAGUUGAAAUCACGAAAGGGCCUAAUAAUCGCAACACUGUCUCGUUUCUUGUUCAUUCCUUGUUUUUAUUUUACUGCAAAGUACGGUGAUCAGGGCUGGAUGAUAAUGCUCGUGUCCUUCCUAGGAUUAACCAACGGUUAUCUCACCGUUUGUGUCCUCACAGUUGCUCCUCAGGGAUACAAGGGACCUGAGCAAAAUGCAUUGGGUAAUUUGCUAGUGUUAUGCCUACUGGCUGGACUAUUCUCUGGUGUUGCACUAGAUUGGUUAUGGAUUAUUGGUAAUGGGAAGUUCUAACCAAAUCAGAAUCUGUAAAUGUAUUUCUUAGUUUCCCAUCCGGUGUCCCAUGUAAGGUACCCGCUUUUGCGCCCGGCUAAGUCAGAUUCGGCCCGGAAAGUCCCACUUUGGGGGUAAAGUGCUCCCUACCUUAAUCAGAUUAAUGUAAAAUUGAUUGAAUGUAUUGCUACUCUUUUUUUCCAUAACCUAGUUUCAAUUUUCAGCUUCUACAAA
Messenger RNA from Lycium ferocissimum, 1829 nucleotides. RefSeq names its product equilibrative nucleotide transporter 3-like. The record is from RefSeq and is a predicted model, not a curated record. Gene Ontology annotation, biological process: nucleoside transmembrane transport. The transcript is spliced from 10 exons. Gene Ontology annotation, cellular component: plasma membrane. Gene Ontology annotation, molecular function: nucleoside transmembrane transporter activity. The coding region runs from base 348 to 1616 and encodes 422 amino acids. NCBI's taxonomy places the organism in Eukaryota, Viridiplantae, Streptophyta, Magnoliopsida, Solanales, Solanaceae.